ACCUCCUCGCUGUCUGUAUCGAUGAAGUUGUUUCAAAGAUGGCGGAUUUCCUGCCGUCCCGCUCCGUCUUAUCUGUAUGUUUCCCCAACUGUCUCCUCACAAGCGGCGAGGCAGAACAGUUGCGGAUAUCUAAAGAAAUAGAUAAGUGUAUUAAUCGAAACAAGACUUAUGUAAAAAGGCUAGUAAAGAUCUUAUUGCUUGGAGCAGGCGAGAGCGGAAAGUCCACUUUCCUCAAGCAGAUGCGCAUUAUCCAUGGGCAGGACUUCGAUCAGAAGGCAAAAGAAGAAUUCAAAGCCACGAUUUUUAGUAAUGUUAUAAAAGGUAUUAGAGUUUUGGUGGAUGCCCGAGAAAAGCUACACAUCCCAUGGGGCAACUCAUCCAACCAGCGGCAUGGGGACACCAUGAUGGCGUUCGACACCCGGUCAGCAAUGGCUCACGGCCAUGGCAUGGUGGAGCAAAAAGUUUUCCAGCAUUACCUGCCAUCCAUUCGGGCCCUGUGGGCUGACGAAGGCAUCCAGAAUGCCUAUGACCGCCGCAGAGAGUUCCAGUUGGGGGAGUCGGUCAAGUAUUUCCUGGACAAUUUGGAAAAGCUUGGACUAUCGGACUACCUCCCCAGCCAACAGGACAUCCUCCUGGCCAGAAAGCCCACAAAAGGCAUUCAUGAGUAUGACUUUGAGAUCAAGAACGUUCCCUUUAAGAUGGUGGACGUUGGCGGUCAGCGCUCUGAGAGGCGGCGUUGGUUCGAAUGCUUCGACUCAGUAACUUCCAUCCUCUUUCUCGUGUCCUCCUCUGAAUAUGACCAGGUGCUGAUGGAGGACCGGCUGACCAACCGGCUUAGCGAGUCCCUCAACAUCUUCGAGACUAUUGUCAACAACCGGGUGUUCAGCAACGUCUCCAUCAUCCUUUUCCUGAACAAAACAGACCUGCUGGAGGAGAAGGUGAAGCAGGUAUCCAUCAAAGACUACUUCCCAGAGUUCUCAGGAGACCCAAGGAGCCUGACAGACGUCCAGCGCUUCCUGGUGGAAUGCUUUCGCAAAAAGCGCCGCGAGCAGCAGCAGAAGCCGCUGUAUCACCACUUCACCACAGCCAUCAACACUGAGAACAUCCGGCUGGUGUUCCGCGAUGUCAAGGACACCAUCCUGCACGAUAACCUCAAGCAGCUGAUGCUACAGUGAGGGGACCUACACGGAGGAGGAGGUGUGGUGGGUGGAGGAGAAGUGGGUGUCAUGGUGCCUUUCUUAACACACAAACACCCCAGCCUGUAGGAGGAACGCACCCAACCAUCUUCCUUCCCUUUUGACUUUUACUCGCUCCUUAUUUUUGAACUUUGACAAUGUAUUGAACCCACCACUACUACCGCCAUUCCCCACACACCUGCUCUCUGCCUUACUGAGCUUGUUCAUUGUGACUUAUGACAGGGGCCUUCGGCACAGACCCCAAACCAUCCUUUGAAACCACUGUAAAUGACUUCUAACCCCCUCUCUCUCCCCCCUGUCCACACGCUACAGAUGACCCCCUCAAACUUCUUUAAUUAUAUUUACCCCGUCUGUGUUGUUCUAAAUCAAACCCACACACCUUUUUGUCUUUGCUGCUCUGACCACUGUUGAGGAGAGGGGGAGGGGCUUGUGUUAUUGUUGUUAAGUCGUUACUGUGUAGCCUUCAAGGCCGCCUGCAGAUGCCGGUGACACCAGCGACUGUUGCCAGGUAUUGCCUUUUUUUAUUCUUGCUUCUUUUGUUUUGUCUCUAGUUUCUGCCCUCGACUGACGCCUGGUGAUGACAUCACUGGGCUGGGGUGGAGAUUUCCUCUAGAGGCAGUGGAACAGGAAAGAACAGUGCUAACACACAUACACACUCACAAAUAGGAAUUCCUGUUCCCAAGUCCACUUAAUUCUAGUUUUCUAAUAAUUUUGUUCCUUUUUCUAAUAUAUGAAUAUACUGUACGUACCUAUGCAUUUUUCUUUAACUUAUAUUUUAUAGGGGUUUACACUUUGAGGAUUUGUGACUAGUGAUUAACUCAGUUAAUUACAGGUGGUGGGGUAAGAGACCACAGACACAAACACAUGAAAUGAAACUCCAUGUUAUAAGGCCAGCUAGUGCAGUUAGUUACUUUCUCAGGCACAUCGUGAACCACUGUGUGCCAACUAGAACUCACGUGCCUCAGCCCUUCCUCAUGAAUCAAAAGUCAGACUGUACAGUGGCCUGUGUUCCUGCAUUUCAGUGAUACAUAGAACUUUGGAGGGAAUUGUGGAAAUGGAUUUAAAAAAGGAAUCAACUUAAGAAGAACGGUGGAAUUCAUCACUAGCAGUUACAUUUCAAGCAGAGCAAUAUCUGAAAGUCUAUUUGGAGUCAGGAGAAGAAAAAGGAUGGAAUGUGAAGGUUUACAGCUAUUGAACGUUUUUUUAAAAACAAGUGCAAUUUUGAAUUAAACCAAAUUCAUUAAUAUUUCUUAAAUUUUAAUACUUUCUUAUUGAAUUGUGCGAAUGAAAUCCCCUCUUUAGACCACCUUGUUUCAUAAAAAUCAGAAUUAAGAAAAAUAAUUACAUUUAUAUUAAAGGCUUUAUAUGCAAUUUUUCACACUUAAAUAUAAUAUAAAUCAAGUCUAUCCUCUGAAAAUAACUCUGUGAGUAAUGACUGUCUACAAUGGGUGUAACACCUGAGUCCCACUGUCUGUGAUGUUUUCAGAGUUUUUUUUCAGUUUGUUGACAUAGCCGGCCCGACGGCUGACUCCUCCCCUCACAUAAAAGUUGUUUAAUUGAGGGACUAGAGAAAAGAAGAAUAACAUACUGUACUCACUGCUUAACUGUGUUUCUAGAUCAUGCUCAUUUCAGGUAAAUUUACAUGCAGUGUGAAGAUACGAGCAUAAUAAAGAUCGCUAGCAUUAGCAUGCUAACACAACAAUGCAGCGCGAGUUGUUUUGGUUUCAUGCUGGUGCUCAAGGGCGACAUCUGCUGGAUCAAAAAAUCACAUAUAAAGCCUUUAAGGGACACAAAUGCAAAAUGCCUCAAGCUUCUUUUUCCACCUGCUAUUCAAAUCUCAUCUUUUUCUAAAGAACUAUCCGGAAGAUACUCUCAGAAUUUUAAAGUGAUAUGUAUUAGACAAGUUAUAUCAAAUUCCAUGCUCAAACCAUGGUUAGAUUUCAAUAUGUAUACAAGGGUCAAAGCAUCCAGCUGACUGAAUACACCCUUCUGAACUGAGUAACAGCUUCUAGGUGCCAUGUCCAACCAUCAGAUCCACCACUGUAGGUGCUUUAGUCCCCGACUCUCCACAGAGCAAAAAUGAUGUUUUUCCAUAACAAAAAGCAUACCUGCUGCCAAUCUUUUUGAGAAAUUCACGCUUUAUUUUUCCGUAUACAUAUACACAGUCUAGAUACACACCACGUCUUUGGUAAGCUUUAAUUGAACAUCCUUUUAUGUCGCUUGCUGUGCAACAUCUAUUAACAUAGGCGACAAAAAUGAAGCCAAAAAUCAAAACAGUAAUCUUGUUUUGGGAAAGAAGAGUAGCAAUGAAAAGUAGCUAUAUCCCUCAACAUUUUGGUAGCUGGCUUUUUCAUGCCCACUUUUUCAGUAUCGAGAACAGUCAUUAAAAGCAGUGUGGUCACAGAAAACCCCCGAACUUUGGAUAUGUUAACAUAUAUCCAAAGUUACACACUAGGGUAAUCAAUUUCUCUUUAAAAUAUGUGAGGUCAAUAUAUUAAAAAAACAACAAUAGAGGUUUCAGGUGAAAUUUUAAAGGUACUGCGAGGAUGUAGCCUGUAAAAUGUGUCUUUGGUUGUAAAAAUCCCUCCAGUAAAAUCGUCUUGUUGGAAAUGUUCUGAUGGUUGUACAAAGUGAAUGUUAUCCAAUUCAAAAUGAAGCCCUGUGAAUUCUCACAUUCAAAACCCCCUGGAUUCAACUCCACAUCGCAGACGUAGAAAGCGGGAAUACUGUUUUUCUUUUUCUUUGAAUCAUGCUUAUUUUCUAAAUGGUACCACUGAAUGCUUUCCAUCUCUCCCUUCUAUUCGUUCUAAUUGAAAAAAGGGAUAAAGCUAACCUGUAUGUCACAGUUACAUCUUUUGAGUUUUGUCUACUGGCCACCCUUAUUGAUACUUUCACGUUUUGUACAGAUGUGUGUCCCCUUAACUCCUUCUCAGUUGUCUGAUAUGUAUCAGUAUGUAUCUCUCACACCAAGCCUUCUCUAGUUUCUAACAGCUGAUAUAACCUCCCAUGCACAUUUGUAUAUAUGACCAUGAGUGUUAUAUUUUAUUUUACUUCAUUUUUUUUUUCUUUAGAUGGUGUUUAUUUAAGCAAAAGCAGCCGUCUGCGGGCCUGCCCCUGUCCCAUUCCUCAGCCUUCUGAUUUGCUGAACAUGUGCCACAGUAGACAAGAGGCCCCAACGGUCCUUGCUAAUCAUUUCAGCAAAAGUCGAUGUUGAAGGCAAUAAUUAAAUGUCAAAAACAAGUUAAAAAGA
Molecule: messenger RNA, 4446 nt
Organism: Labrus mixtus (cuckoo wrasse)
Lineage: Eukaryota; Metazoa; Chordata; Actinopteri; Labriformes; Labridae
Gene: gna13b
Product: guanine nucleotide binding protein (G protein), alpha 13b
Exons: 5
Coding region: 39-1175 (378 amino acids)
Biological process (GO): Rho protein signal transduction; adenylate cyclase-activating G protein-coupled receptor signaling pathway
Cellular component (GO): heterotrimeric G-protein complex; brush border membrane
Molecular function (GO): G-protein beta/gamma-subunit complex binding; guanyl nucleotide binding; GTPase activity
Source: RefSeq, a predicted model, not a curated record